Sabethes cyaneus is the source of this 1545-nucleotide messenger RNA. RefSeq names its product 2-oxoglutarate and iron-dependent oxygenase JMJD4 homolog (gene JMJD4). Gene Ontology annotation, cellular component: cytoplasm; nucleus. The record is from RefSeq and is a predicted model, not a curated record. Gene Ontology annotation, molecular function: histone H4R3 demethylase activity; sequence-specific DNA binding. Gene Ontology annotation, biological process: negative regulation of gene expression; protein hydroxylation; positive regulation of translational termination. Lineage: Eukaryota; Metazoa; Arthropoda; Insecta; Diptera; Culicidae. Bases 349 to 1545 code for a protein of 398 amino acids. The transcript is spliced from 2 exons.
GGCUCUCUUAAUGCAUGCAGCCACGCUAUUGUGUACAAGAAAAGAAAGAAAAGGAUUUAUUUUGGUUUUGUAUUUAAGAACAAAGUUCGAUUCGAUUUGUUAACAUUGUUAAUAGUGCCAUAGUGCCAGUCUCCAGAAAUGUAUUAUUCCGAAUAGAUCCGCAUGAAGGAGUAAUGUUUGAUUGAAACAACAGCUGUUUGCUUUGUAGUGUGAUGCGGUGCAUGGGUUCCGCCGAGUCCAUCCAGUUGUUCAUCGGGGGACUCAUUUAAGUUCCGCCUACUGGAAUUCAACUGUGUAGAAUAUUACUAACAAGACAACAACGUACUCUGUCGUUGAAUAUAUUCAAAUAUGAAUCAACUAGAAAUUUCCUCGGAACAUUUUCAUCCUUCCUCUUCCGGCUUCGCAGCUCCGGAAGAAAUAAAACGAAUUUCGUCAAAAAGCCUAAGUUAUGAAGAAUUUUUUACUGAGUAUUUGCAAACAAAUACGCCCGUUAUAAUAACUGCUGUGGCCGACCAAUGGGAGUGCUACAGGCAGUGGAUAAUGCGGAGCAAAACUGAUGACGACAAAUUAAAUAUUGCAUAUUUGAAGGCGCGCAUCAAAAACGUGCCCGUUCCAGUGGCAGAUUGCGGCAAGCAAUAUCAUAAUGCACAUGAAAAGCAAGACAUGAACUUUCAUGUUUUUUUAAACUAUUGGCAUGAAACAAGUGCCGGUGGAAAAGAAUCAAAACUUUACUUAAAGGAUUGGCAUCUGCGAGAAUUGUUACCCGAUUAUCAAUUCUAUGAAACACCUGUAUUUUUUGCUUCCGAUUGGCUCAAUGAAUAUUUAAUUGAUCUUGAACAGAAUGAUUACAUGUUUGUAUACAUUGGUCCCAAAGACACGUGGACACCUUUUCAUGCGGAUGUGUUUUCCUCGUAUAGUUGGUCAACAAAUAUAAGUGGAAUGAAAAAGUGGUUGUUGUUGCCGCCUGGACAGGAACUUGCGCUGAAGGAUUCUUUAGGAAAUCUACCAUUUGAUAUAUCGGAGGAAUUACUAGACCUCAAAGAGAUCGUGUACUACAGUGUAUUGCAAACGGCAGGUGAAGCAUUGUUUGUACCUAGUGGAUGGUAUCACCAAGUGCACAAUGUACAAAAUGCCAUUUCGGUUAACCACAAUUGGUUCAACGGUUGUAAUAUUGAUUACAUUUGGUCGACUUUGUAUGAUGCUACAGAAAAGGUACAAAAUGAGAUUGACGAUUGCAAAGAUAUGGAAGGAUUCGAUGAGCACUGUCAAAUUAUGUUAAAUGCUUCCUAUGGAAUGAAUUUUGAAAUGUUUUUGAAAAUUUUAGCGCACAUUUGCAAAAAACGCGUGAAAGCCUAUCAUAGUAGCGAAGAAGAAAGAGUUCACUUCGAAAACUAUCGUCUGGGAGUAAAUCAUAUCCGGUUUGAUUUAAACGCAAUUUUAUCGGUUUUAAAACGAAUGAUAUCUCAUAAAGAAUUACUGUGCAAAUUAAAAUUGUUACCAGACGUUGAAAAUUGUAUGCAACAAAUAAAUGAUGUGCUAUUCUGA